Molecule: messenger RNA, 1770 nt
Organism: Anthonomus grandis grandis
Lineage: Eukaryota; Metazoa; Arthropoda; Insecta; Coleoptera; Curculionidae
Product: protein ABHD18
Exons: 10
Coding region: 189-1556 (455 amino acids)
Source: RefSeq, a predicted model, not a curated record
GGCUCCUAGCUUCAUACACAUAAACCGAUUUUGGGUUGAUAACCACAAUUUAUUGGUAAUUAGUCCAGAUUCUGGUUGAAUAGCUAGUAGCUUAGACCAGAACAGCUUUGCUCAAGACAAGGGAAUAAGAGAUUAUGGUAUAAAGAGCUAUGAGGUUAUGUUUUAAAAUGUCAUAAGAAGUUUUCAGAAUGCCCGUGAGCCGGCUAGAUGUGAUUUAUCGGAAAUUAUUAUUAACGAAAUUUUUUACGAAAGGUUGGGGUGUCCCAGAACACCUUGAACGGCUUUUUAGCUUUAGAAAGACUAUUUCAAAUAGGGAUACAUGUUAUGAACUAGUGCCAAAGGAGUAUCCCAUAACUAUUAUUAAUACACAAAGACAAAGUGAUUGCCACUUAAUUGAGGGGAAAUUUAGAAGUCCUUUUGCCUUACACCUCCCCGGGUUAGUCAGUCCAGAGGUACAGGAUGCAUAUUUUCAAAUGGUAUUGCCACUGCAUUGGACCACUGAUUAUAAACCAGUGUGUAUUCAUUUAGCUGGAACUGGAGAUCAUUAUUUCUGGAGAAGAAGAAACAUAAUGGCAAAGCCCUUACUAAAAUCAGGUAUAGGAGCAAUUAUAUUAGAAAAUCCAUUUUAUGGCCUGAGAAAGCCAAAAGAUCAAAUUCGUUCAAGUGUUCACCAUGUAUCAGAUAUUUUUGUUAUGGGUGGAUGCUUAAUUUUGGAAAGUCUUGUAUUACUUAAUUGGUGCGAGCAGCUUGGUUUCGGACCACUUGGUAUAACUGGAAUAUCAAUGGGCGGCCAUAUGGCUUCUCUUGCAGCAAGUAAUUGGCCGAAACCUUUAGUGCUAGUUCCUUGUUUAAGUUGGUCCACAGCAUCAUCUGUUUUCACUGAGGGGGUUAUGAGUGAAUCUAUAAAUUGGGACAUGCUCCAGGCUCAAUAUAUGAGUGAUAAAGUUUACUGUGAAGAACUCUCAAAGGCUUGUAAAAUAGUUGAUGAUCCCUUCGCCUGCAACCUUAGCAAGAGUUUUACAGAUUAUGAGGUACAAUAUGAAAUGGACUUGGUGGAUGAACUGAAACCAAGUUAUGUGUCACCAUAUGAACUGGUAAAUAUGAUAAAACUAAACGGAAGCGAAAGUAGUUGCCAAACCAUGGCUUAUCAGUCUACUCGUCCCAGGAAAAACAUACUUCCAAAACUUGAUACUAUAAAAAAAAUUCCUCCCUUUGUUCCCAGCAAAAAAAUAAUUGAAAUGAAGAAAAGAGCAAAGGAAGCUCUAUGGUUUAUGAGAGGAAUGAUGGAUGAAUGUACCCAUCUUAGAAACUUUUCUGUGCCAGUUGAUACAUCUCUUAUUAUUUCAAUAACAGCUAGAACAGAUGGAUAUGUUCCUAGAAGAGGAGUUUCAAAGCUGGACGAAAUUUGGCAUGGAGCUACUGUCAAAUAUCUAGAUUGCGGACAUGUUGGUGCCUAUAUCUGGUAUAGACAUAUUUUUAGGGAUGCAAUAGUAGAAGCGUUCGAAAAAGCUGAGAAAAAGACAGCCCCAUUAUCGCCAAAUAUUCAUGAAAUAUAAUUUCAGUUGUUAGUUAAAUUAAUAUUAUGUUCCUAAUAUGUUAUUGUUAACACCAAGUGCCUUUCAACAAAUUGACCUCAGCAGGUAUUAAUUCGCAUAUUUCGAAUUGUACUUGAAUUGACUAAACAAGUUGUGAUAUGUUUAUUUAAAAAAAUAAUGUUUAAUAGAUGUAAAAAAUAUUUUAGUUGAAUAAAUUAUUUUAACUUCUGUUAUA